Messenger RNA from Meyerozyma guilliermondii ATCC 6260, 1866 nucleotides. It is a transcript of the gene CWC22, whose product is annotated as U2-type spliceosomal complex subunit. Gene Ontology annotation, molecular function: RNA binding; protein binding. Gene Ontology annotation, biological process: mRNA splicing, via spliceosome. The transcript has a single exon. Lineage: Eukaryota; Fungi; Ascomycota; Pichiomycetes; Serinales; Debaryomycetaceae. Gene Ontology annotation, cellular component: catalytic step 2 spliceosome. The coding region runs from base 1 to 1866 and encodes 621 amino acids. The record is from RefSeq and is a predicted model, not a curated record.
AUGAGUAACAUAGAAGCACAUUCAGAAUCUUUUCAGCGGACUGAGUGGAAAAACCUCAAGGCUUCAGUUGACAAAAUUGUCGAAGCAUUGACCAGGAAUAACAUCAAGGAAUCAGCAAUCAAGCUAUUUAAUCUCAAUAUUUACCGUGGACAAGGAUACAUUGUUCGUUCUUUCAUGAAAUCACAAUUGACUCGAGAUAAACAGCACACCAAAGUGUUGGCUAGUUUGGCGGCAGUUAUCAAUUCCAAGUUCCCUGAAGUUGGUCAGAUUCUUAUAUCUCGUCUUGUUGUGCUCUUUCGGAAAAGUUUCGUCAACAACGAUAAGCCUAAUGUGACUCGUUCGACCCACUUUCUCGUCCACUUGAUGAACCAAUAUGUUUGCAGCGAUAUUGUAAUCCUUCAAAUUCUCCAAUUGCUUUUGGAAAAUCCUACAAACAAUUCCGUUCGUGCUGCUACUUCUAUAAUGACUGAAGGUGGACACUUUUUAGUUCAACACGCUGCCAAUGCCAGUGCUAUGAUUUUCGAUCGACUUCGAUCAUUUCUUCAAGAUCCCAACUCCCAGCUUGAUGGAUCUGUUCUUCAUGACAUCGACUUGUUGCUACGAGAGCGCCGUCAUAGGUUCAGCCGUUAUCCUGCUGUAACGCCUGAUCUCGACUUGGUAGAGGAAGAAGACCGAGAGACCCACACUUUAAUAUUAGACGAAACAAUAGAAACUCACGAUGAAUUGAAUAGCUUCAAGUUUGACGAAAAUUGGCAAGAAGAAGAAAACAGAUAUAAAGAAGAAUUGAGAGAGAUUCUCGGAGAUUCUGACGAAGUUGCGGUUGCACCGGUGCCAAAAGAAGAACCAGAAAAGACCGAUAAAACCAUUGAUAUGACCAAUUCCGAUCUUAUUAAUUUCCAAAAAACGGUAUAUUUGACAAUAAUGGGGAGCAUGUCAUCUGAUGAAGCGGUACACAAGCUUUUGAAGCUCAGUUACAAGAACAAUAGUGAUGUUUCCAAAGACGAAGUACUUGCAGAUAUGGUGAUAAAAUGUGGAAGUGAAGAAAAGACAUACUCAAAGUACAUUGGGAUAAUAGGAGAGAAGCUCUGUUCCAAGAGUCGUAGAUGGCAAGUUGUGUUUGUAAGGCUUUUCAAACAAUAUUAUGAAAAGAUACACCAGUUCAACACCAAUGCGGUUCGCAACAUUGGCAAGUUAUUUGGCCAUCUAUUUGCCUGUGGAAUCUUGCCUAUAGAAGAGUGCUGGGACACCAUUGAGAUGACUGAGGACGGUACAACAUCUGCGGGACGGAUAUUCAUCAAGUUUGUUUUCCAAGAGUUGGUGGAAGAAGUGGGUAUCGGUGAGUUGGUUGAGAUGGUGGAAGCAGAAAAUGUGCAGUCGAAAAUCCAAGGUAUGUUUCCAACAUCUCCUCAAGAGAUGAGAGAUGCCGAGCAUGUACGUUUCUCCAUCAACUACUUUACGGCAAUUGGACUCGGACGACUCACAGAACAGAUGAGAAGUGCAUUGAAGAGACUCGAACUGGAGCCUCGAGGCAGAAAGCGAGAGAGAAGAGGAAGUGAAAGUAGUGACAGUGGAAGUUAUAGUCGAAGCAGCAGCUAUAGCCGGAGUCGAGGUGCGAGCUAUAGUCGAAGUGCGAGUGGGAGUCGGAGUCGGAGUCGAAGUCGAAGUCGAAGCAGAAGCCAGAGCGGAAGUCGCAACGGAAGCCCGAGUCGCAGCCAAAACGGCCGCGGUGACAUGGCGCGCCGCACCAGCCGCACCCACAGCAACCUCGAGGAAUCAGCGAUGAGCGAACAAAAUAGACAUCGCCGCCAAGCGUUCAAUGAAGGACCUGCUCCGUACGGAAUUGACCCCAAGAGAAGACACACUUAG